Penicillium subrubescens is the source of this 2585-nucleotide messenger RNA. RefSeq names its product putative C2H2 finger domain protein. Bases 162 to 2585 code for a protein of 807 amino acids. Gene Ontology annotation, biological process: regulation of transcription by RNA polymerase II; DNA-templated transcription. NCBI's taxonomy places the organism in Eukaryota, Fungi, Ascomycota, Eurotiomycetes, Eurotiales, Aspergillaceae. The transcript has 2 exons. Gene Ontology annotation, cellular component: chromatin. The record is from RefSeq and is a predicted model, not a curated record. Gene Ontology annotation, molecular function: DNA-binding transcription factor activity, RNA polymerase II-specific; zinc ion binding; RNA polymerase II cis-regulatory region sequence-specific DNA binding.
CCCUCACAAUCCCUUCUGCUUCCUUUGACCCUCUUUCCACCUCUCUCCUCACAGUCGAGUUCUCUCCUGGUAUAUUGCUUCUCCUCCACGUGGCUCACGGCUAUCGGCAUCUCCACCUGCAGCGAUCAUCGCAGCCGCGCCCCUCGUGCUCAUGGCACCCGAUGGUGCUCCCCGCGAUUAAACCAGACAUCAUGACCGAGGCCGACGAACAACCCUCCAAGCGUCGGCGACGCAGUCGGCGCGCUCCCUCCGAUCGCAAGUUCGAAUGUACACAUGAAGGCUGUGGGAAGAGUUAUUCGCGCGCCGAACACUUGUACCGGCAUCAGUUGAACCAUACCCCGAAACAAAUCUUUCGCUGUGAUUUCCCCAAUUGUUACCGCUCCUUCGUGCGCCAGGACCUCUGUAUUCGUCAUCGCGAACGCCAUACUACCCGCGGAUCCCAACUGCAGAAGCGCGAUAGCUUCGCCCACGACAGCCUCGAUGAAUCCCCGCAUAAAUCGCUUAUCCCGGUGUCGUCACCGUCGUCGCCUUCGAUGACAGCGGCGGAUUACCCUUUCAUGACGGAUCCUCCUGCGCCGAGCUCUAAAUCCCCGUCAAAUACGACGAACAAUUUCUCCCUGCCUACCACUACACCUACUACCAUCGACACGGCUGGAGUUCCUGUUUCCGGCUACACUGAUUUUGGUGUCAUCAGUCAACCGGACCCCAUGCUGGAAUUCGAUUCCAUGUCCAAUGCCUAUCCGAUCUUUGGCGGCGAGACGUAUAACCGGUCACCCUUUGCGAUGGCGGAUGAUUUUGCGGCGUGGUUGUUCAGUGAGCCGCUUGCUCCGCUGGGGUACGGUAUGAUGCCUUUUGUGCAGAAUCAGUUCUACACGAACGAGCCUUCGUACAAUAAUUUUUGUACUGUGAUCCCCCAGCAUCCCAUGAGCGUGACUAGUAUUCUAGAUUCGACCUCGUUGCCGGCUAUUAUCUCGGAGGAGAAACGGCAGGAGUUGCUACAUCUCAUGGCGACUCGAUUCAAUGAGGCUGCGUACUCGGCAGAAGGCAAACGAAAGGAUGCGCUGAUGGAUGGCGAUUUGGAUAAUGAUCGACAUGUGUUGAGUCUACGCAUGAUGCAGACUUAUAUCGGGUCUUACUGGUAUCAUUUCCACACGCAGUUGCCGAUUCUGCAUCAGCCUACUUUUGCGGCGGACCGCACACCGAAUUUGUUGCUGCUCGCGGUGAUGGCUAUUGGAGCUGCGACGCUGGAUAAAGCGCAUGGACAAGCCGCGACGGAGACUGCGGCAGAACUGGCCAGCUUUAUUGCAUGGCAUCUGCGCUGGGAGAUUUUCAUGGAUGCCGAUUUCAGACCACCCGCGCGGUUAUGGGUGUUCCAAGCUCUGCUCCUGCUGGAAGUCUUUGAGAAAUUGUUUUCUACGAGGGCAUUGCAUGAGCGGGCUCAUAUCCACCAUGACACGACGCUCACGCUUAUGCGUCGUGGGAGCUCGCUCAUCGGUCGGUCCUCCUUUGACACACCCGAAUCCAAGGAGGAGGAUGAGUCGUGGACACACUGGAUCAAGGCUGAAGCCACAAGGCGUGUUGCAUUUGCAGCGUUCGUACUCGACUCAACCCACGCGACUAUGUUUGGACACUCGGCGAAGAUGGUCGCGCAUGAACUACGAUUACCAUUACCCUGCGACGAAGCAUUAUGGGCCGCGACAAGUGCCGCAGAAGUUGCCCGUGUCCAAUCCAGUCUGCAGUCACAUGGUGUCCGACCGAUCAUGUUCCUGGACGGACUCAAGCGCACGCUAAACGGCCAACCAGUCCGAACAAAUACCUUUGGUCGGAUCAUCCUGAUGGCGGGACUACUCAGUGUGAGCUGGCAUUUGAACCAGCGAGAUCUACAAGUCAGCUCUCUGGGUGUGGGCCAGACGCUCGGCGGCCGUGAUAAAUGGCGGACAGCCCUGCUACGCUCGUAUGAUAACUGGCGACGCGACUUUGACGAAGCCCUUGGUCGGGCCACAACCACCGAGUCGGAGUGCCGCGACGUCCUGCACGGUCUCGCACAUAUGGCCUCGCAUGUCGAUGUCGCGGAUCUCCAGAUCUUUGCAGGCGCGGGCCGAUUAAUGGGCCGAUCGAUUACAGCACGCGAUUAUAGUACCGCGCGGGAAAAGACCGGUCGCUGGGCGACCAAGGCCUCUGCGCGAGACGCCACCUUUUACGCUCUGAAAUUCUUGAAAACGUGUUUCUCAGAUCCAGCCGUGGAGUCUGGGGAUUAUAUUGCUCGAGAUGAUUACCUGCUUAAUCGACCGUGGGUGAUGUACUUUGCCGCGCUGGUGGUGUGGUGUUAUGGGUUCGCGUUGGAUGGACCCUUGCGACCGCCGCCGGCGUUGGCGACGCAUGCUGAUCGACGGAGAGAUAUGCAGGCGUUUUUGGCAAGGGUCGGUGGCGUACGGGAACCGAAUGAUUUGGAGGGGAUGAAGGGAAGGAAUGGGUGUUUGGGGAUGUUGAUGAUUUUGAGAGAUUCGUUUGCGAAUCCUAGAUGGGAGUUGUUGGGGGAGGCGGCGCGGCUGCUGGACAGUUGCAUUGCGAAGUUGCAGUCGUAG